Messenger RNA from Periconia digitata, 682 nucleotides. Lineage: Eukaryota; Fungi; Ascomycota; Dothideomycetes; Pleosporales; Periconiaceae. The record is from the annotation of a GenBank genome assembly.
UUUUCCAGCUACCAGCCGAUGGCGUGGUCAAGGCACUUUGUUUAUGCUCGCACCUUUUCAACCCGUACUGAAACGAUCUCGGAUAAUAACAACCAUGUCCAGCCUUCUCUUCUCCCUUUCCGAACUCCGUCUCGCAACCGUAACACUAGCUGCCGUGGCAGCUAUCGUGCCAGUCUACUACUACCUUCGCGAUGACGGACUCCUCAAAGAAUCCACCCCACAUGUGAGGACAUUCCGCAACUAUCUCAAAGCAUAUACGACGCUUCGCCCAGCUGCUCUCUCUGCAAACGCAACAGCCGAUUUCACACAUUCGGUUCUACCCCUCUCACUCAAGAUACCCGUUCGUCCUCUCGAUGGCUUCCAGCAGCAUGCUCAUAUCAUCUUUUCGCUGUUCGCCUCUUUUCAGAUGAUUCCGGUCAAGACUGCAGACGACGAUGGUGUGCAUUUCAGCAAACGGACAAAUACAGUUGUGGCGCAUUGUAAGAUGGGAGGAAAGGUCAACGGCGAUAGUGAGAAGGGAAGACUGCUGAUUGAUGCGGGAUACGAUGAAUGGUGGACGGAGAACGUAUUAGUGGUGAGGAUGAGCAACGAUGGACUGAGAGUUGAGGAAGUCAAGGAGUUUGUGGACAGUGCUAAGGCUGCGGAGUUACAAAAGCGACUGAGUGGGGUCCUGAGCAGCUGA